This is a messenger RNA of Fragaria vesca subsp. vesca, 1651 nucleotides long. RefSeq names its product GDP-L-galactose phosphorylase 1-like. The transcript has 7 exons. Gene Ontology annotation, biological process: glucose metabolic process. Gene Ontology annotation, cellular component: cytoplasm. Gene Ontology annotation, molecular function: GDP-D-glucose phosphorylase activity. The coding region runs from base 295 to 1386 and encodes 363 amino acids. NCBI's taxonomy places the organism in Eukaryota, Viridiplantae, Streptophyta, Magnoliopsida, Rosales, Rosaceae. The record is from RefSeq and is a predicted model, not a curated record.
AGAAGGAGCUGAACGCAAACGAAACAAAGCUUGCUGCCUUCUUCAACGAAACAAGAGUUGGCCUCGGUUGAAUGCUCCAACAAAACCAGAAGCUGAGAGGCAGAAGAGAAUGCAUGGCUAGUUCGUUUUUGAUUGCAUGCCCUUCCUUCCACGGCGGUCGUGGUGCCCUCCCUUCCGCCGGUGGGCAUCCCUCCGAUCUCACCUUCCUCGCCGGCGGCGGGUUCUGACUUACACGACGUCGUUUUUGUGGUCCAUUUCCUGUGGUUUCGGAAAAGUUGAUUGUAUUUUGAAACAAUGGUUACUGUUGAUCAGCUUCAGGGUGACGAUUUCUCGAAACAAUGCUCACCUUUCUCCUUGAAAGGUGUUAGAAUCCCUCUUUACCAUUUUGGUUGCAUUUCUGGUUUGGAUGAUGGUUCCGCUUCUUUAGAAGAAGAGGAAGAGGAACAGAGUUUAUUGGAUUCGGUUCUUCUAGCACAUUGGGAGGAUCGGAUGUGGAAAGGUUUAUUCCGAUAUGAUGUGACAACUUCUGAAAUCAAGGUUAUUGGUGGAAGGAGAAAGUUUAUUGCACAGCUUAAUGAAGGCUGGAGUAAGGAUUGUAUUCCCAAACUAGGCAGGAGUAAAACCGGCCGCGGAGUGUUUGAUUUUGGUUGGAUGGAUAGCCAGGAGGAGUUACUAUUUUCUGUUGCAAGAGGUGGACAGUCAAGGCCGGAGCUUGUUCUAGCAACUGAUGUCCCUGAUUCUGCCUUAUUGAUUACUGUAAAUGCGUCCCCUGUCGAAUAUGGCCAUGUCUUCCUGAUACCAUAUUGCUCGAACAUUCUUUACCACUUCCUGGAUGCAAAAUCCUUGGAAUUGGCUCUGUGUGUUGCUGUUGAAGUAAAGAAUUACUCUUUUCGCCUGUUCUAUGACUAUUCACCCAGUGCUUCUCAUAUAUAUUUCCAGGCCUGCUAUUUUCAAAUCCCUUUACCUGUCGAGUUCAUGCCUUCUGAUACAUUCUUCGUUGAUGGGCAAAAAGGGACGUGUAUAUCAUCUGUUGCAGACUACCCCAUUAAGACCCUUAUGUUCGAGAGUAACCACUUUAAGUUGAUGUUGGAGGUUGUUGCUGAGAUAUGCUCUUGUUUGAGGGGAAAGCUCAUACUCUAUAAUCUGCUGAUAUCUGAUCGUGGCAGAAAGAUCUUUUUGUUUCUUCAGCAAAAGACAUCUAAAACCUCUUGCACCCUUUCAGCUUGGGAAUGUGGAGGCUACUUCUUGUUCACAUCAAGGUCUGCAUUCGAUCAUGCUACUGAAAAGACUCUGCUAAAACAGCUAAGUACUGUCUCCAUUAAUGAGGAAGGUUUCCAAGCAGUUAAGCUGCUGUGUCGCAGCAUUGCAAGCAAGUUUACUUCUUGAAUUUGGGAGCUGUGUUGUAUAUAUAGUUAUAUACCAUGAAAGAUAUGCUGGUUUUAAGUCCCAAGAGAAAUCAGAGAAUACUAGAAUCUGAUGUACUCUCUUGUUCAUACAGUAUUUGGUGUACACUUUACCCCUGUAAACUGCUUAUUGAGGAAUAGAAAUACAUUUUAGAUUCUGAGAAUCCAUAAUCUGAAAUCUUGAUUCUAACCAUUGCAUGUCCAGCAAAACCAAAUAGUCUUCUUCCCUUUUCCAGAAACAGUCGGGA